Clonostachys byssicola is the source of this 1887-nucleotide messenger RNA. NCBI's taxonomy places the organism in Eukaryota, Fungi, Ascomycota, Sordariomycetes, Hypocreales, Bionectriaceae. The record is from the annotation of a GenBank genome assembly.
CUGUCGCAGCUAGACAAGGAGAAUGCUCGGCAGAAACGGCAUGGGGAGCGUUCGGACCGGAAGAAGAAGGCCCGGAGAGCUGACUAUUCGCCCCUCGAACCAGAGCCCCGUCGAACACUCGAUGAAGAUCGAGAUGAGGACAGAAAAAGGGAGAAGAAAAAGAAGAAAAAGCGAGUGGUCAGUGGUGCUGUCAUGGAAGAGGGCAGAUCUCAGGGUCUAAGAGGAGGAAGUGGGAAAGAUGACUGGCGCUGGAGCGAUCAGAGCUUCGAGAAGCAGGAUUACUACCUCAAAAAGCAACCCAAGGAAGACAAGAAAAAGAAAAAGAAGAAGAAGCUAUGGAUCAUUAUCGGGUGUAGCGUUGUUUUGCUCAUCAUUAUCAUUGUUGUUGCCGUGGUGGUGAGCCAGAAGAACAAGAACUCGGAAGAUGGAGGGAGCUCGAGUUCAAGUUCAGGUCUGAACGACAAGGACCGUGACACGGUGCCGGACAAGUGGAAGAACACUUAUUUGGACCCUUGGUACUGGCAAACCACGCAAGACUUCAACACGACAUUUACCGAUGAGAUGGUGGGAGACCUACCUGUCAUGGGCCUCAAUUCUAAGUGGGACGAUUCUAAGAAAGCAAACGAGAACGUCCCAGCAUUGAAUGAGGACUGGGGAAGUUACGCCGACCGACCAGCCAGGGGAGUCAACGUUGGCGGAUGGCUGAAUUUGGAGCCGUUCAUUACACCCUCGUUGUUCAAUUAUGACAGCUCGAUGGGUAUCAUUGAUGAAUGGACCCUCUGCCAGCAUUAUGGUUCUUCAGCUGAGAAGGAGAUGGAGAAACACUAUAACACUUUCAUCACUGAGUCCACCUUUCGGGAGAUUGCUGACGCAGGUUUUGAUCAUGUCCGCAUUCCAUUUGGCUACUGGGCCGUCCAAUUAAACGAUGGCGACCCUUACGUCUUCCGGAUAUCCUGGCGAUACCUCCUUCGGGGAAUCGAGUACGCGCGCAAGUAUGGCCUCCGGGUGAAUCUCGAUGUUCACGGCUUGCCUGGGAGUCAGAAUGGGUGGAACCACAGUGGCAGGUUCGGGGCCAUAGGAUGGCUCAAUGGCACUGAUGGCGCCUUGAAUGGGCAGCGAUCUCUCGAUAUGCACGACAAGUUGUCCAAAUUCUUCGCCCAGGAUCGAUACAAGAAUAUCAUCACCCACUACGGCUUGGCCAAUGAGCCCAGGAUGGUGGAACUUGAUACAAACUCGGUGAUCCAGUGGACAGAGAAAGCAUACAAGCUGGUUCGCGCCAACGGCAUCAAGGCACUGGUCAUCUUCGGUGAUGGAUUCAUGGGGUUGGAAAACUGGCAAGGAAAAAUGACUGGCAACAGUGACCUGGUCCUCGACGUUCACCAGUAUGUGCUGUUUAACAAUGACCAGCUCGCCUUCACCCGCCAAAAGAAGGUCCAGUACGCCUGCGACGGAUGGACCGAACAAACGGAGAUCAGCAUGAACACCUCCACGGGUUACGGGCCAACGCUCUUCGCCGAAUGGUCACAGUCCGAUACGGACUGCGCCCCAAAUCUCAACGGUGUUGGGCAGGGAACUCGCUGGGAGGGAACACUGGCCAGUGUUGACGGGCCCAAAUGCCCGACCAAGAACAAGUCAUGCUCGUGCUACGAGUCCAACGCGGGCUCGGCCAAGUGGAGCAACGACUACAAGAAAUUCCUCCAGAUGUUUGCGGAGGCGCAGAUGCACAGCUUCGAGAAGGGCUGGGGCUGGUGGUACUGGACUUGGAAGACGGAGAGCACCGUGCUCUGGAGCUACGAGCUGGCGCUCAAGGCCGGCAUCAUGCCUGCGAAGGCGUACAAGCGUGAUUUCAAUUGCGAUACGACCGUUCCGGAUUUCGGCGGCAAGUGA